This is a messenger RNA of Ochotona princeps (American pika), 786 nucleotides long. RefSeq names its product transmembrane protein 40 (gene TMEM40). The record is from RefSeq and is a predicted model, not a curated record. The transcript is spliced from 10 exons. NCBI's taxonomy places the organism in Eukaryota, Metazoa, Chordata, Mammalia, Lagomorpha, Ochotonidae. The coding region runs from base 119 to 658 and encodes 179 amino acids.
CGCCCCGCCCCCCUCGCUGUCACAGGAGCCGCCUCUCCUUCCCCUGCCUGGCUCACCAUCCUCACAGUUGGCACACAGCUCGCCUUGUUGCCCAGAUCUCAGUGACACAGCGGAAGCCAUGGAGACGCCAGGGUCCUCCUCCUGGUCUCUGGAUCACAGUGGAGUCCACAGAGGCACAGAAGAUGGAGACAAUGGAGAGAAUGUCCACGAGCAAGAUGAGGAGCCCCGGCUCUCUGCCCGAGGACUGCAUGAAAGAGACAAAUCCUCUUCCUCUUCUUCCUCCUCGUCCUCUUCUUCCUCCUCCUCCUCAGAUGGCUCUGGAGAUUUGGUGCCCAUAGAAGAACUAGGACUUCGGAGGAGAAGCUCGACCUCAGCAAAUGGAGAGGUGGAGGCGUCACAGCUGCAGAGACUGAACAUAAAGAAGGACGAUGAGUUUUUCCAUUUUGUCCUCCUCUGCUUCGCCAUCGGGGCCUUGCUGGUGUGUUACCACUACUAUGCAGACUGGUUCAUGUCCCUUGGGGUUGGCCUGCUCACCUUCGCCUCCCUGGAGACUGUUGGCAUCUACUUCGGGCUGUUGUACCGGAUCCACAGCGUCCUGCAGGGCUUCAUUCCACUCUUCCAGAAGCUGAGGCUGAUGGGGUUCAGGAAGACGGACUGAAGCCAUGGCACAGUGGACAGCUAAACCAGGCCCCUGUUGGGCCUCCCAUCUCCUGGGCCUGUGAGGAUGGAGCCACUGAUGUCCUGGGAGAGGCCAAGCCAGAGUAAUAAAGAGAGCGCUUCUGCGUC